AUGAAAAUUCUGCCGUUUGCUGAGGUAGCUGGAAAAAUUCUCGUACUGGUGGUUUACGAUUUCGAUCGCUUCUCUAAGCACGACCAAAUAGGCUUGGUUAAAGUUCCACUCAGCUCAAUUGAUCUUUGCAAUACUAUCGAGGAAUGGAGAGACAUUGAAUCCCCGGAAUCUGAUGCUGAGAAGACUAUUGUCAUAACAGAACGCAGCAGAGCCAGAAAGCAUUCCUUCAGAAAACUCACUAAAAUCUAA
This is a messenger RNA of Protopolystoma xenopodis, 249 nucleotides long. The record is from the annotation of a GenBank genome assembly. Lineage: Eukaryota; Metazoa; Platyhelminthes; Monogenea; Polystomatidea; Polystomatidae.